AAGGCAUUCCCCAUAUCUUGGGGGGUGGAAUCUGGGCGCCUGGAUGCUGAGGGGUUAAGCGACUAAAGCAAGCAGGCGAAAGUGUGUGUGUGUGAGUGUGUGUGUGUGUUGGGGGGGAGGUGGAGCAGAGGAGAGAGGGGCUGAUUUCUCCUCUUGCUCUCCUCUCCUCUCCUCUCCUCUCUCUCUUGCUGCAAUAAAUCCGGCUUAAAGGACGAGAGCCGAGGAGCCGAGGAUGGAUUAAAGAAAAGUCUGUAUAAUACAGACACCAGCACAAGCGGAAAAAGGGAGAGAGAGAGAGAGAGAGAGAGAGGCAAAAGCAGAGCGACAAGGAGGAGGAGAAAAGGAGGAGGAUGAGUUGAAGGUUGUGCUUCCCAAACUCCGGCUGCUAACCUGGUUCUUCCCGGGGAGGAGGAGGAGGAGAGAGAGAGGACCUCACACAGGUGCAUCUCUUGGGUACCACUCUCCUCUCAGCAUCCCUGGGUACCACUCGCCUGUGCCGUUCCUUUGGACAUCUUUCCCUCGCUGCCGCCGCCGCCGCCACUGCCUUUCUCUCUUGCGGAGGGGAGACCCUUUCCUUCCCCGAAUCGCCUCCUGCUCGGAUUCUGGCAGGCGUCCGCGAUGCGUGCGGCGGGCACCACCGGCCGCGGAGGCUUUGCUGCCCCGUCCCAGCCAAUGCUGCCAUGUUGGCGAUGUGGGCAGCAGCAGCCGGGCUGCUUUUGAACCAGAUGGAGUUUCUAUCCAGAGGCCAAGAGACCAAGGAUGAACGGGCUGCUGCUUGCCUUUCUAUUCAGUGGACUCUUGGAUGUGGCGCUGGGUUACCUGACGGUCAGCAUCGAGCCGCUCCCACCUGUGGUGGUUGGGGACGCCGUGACGUUGAAAUGUAACUUCAAGACGGAUGGCAGGAUGCGGGAGAUCGUCUGGUACCGGGUAACAGAUGGCGGAACCAUCAAGCAGAAGAUUUUCACCUUUGAUGCCAUGUUUUCCACCAACCAGUCACACAUGGAGAAUUAUCGCAAGAGGGAAGACCUUGUGUAUCAAUCCACAGUGCGGCUUCCUGAGGUCCGGAUCUCUGACAACGGCCCCUAUGAGUGCCACGUGGGGAUAUACGACCGAGCGACGCGCGAGAAGGUGGUGCUAGCAUCGGGCAACAUCUUCCUCAACGUGACCUCUCCUCCGACCUCCAUCUCGGUCAUCGCUGCAGACACGCCCGCCCCCUUCAGCCGGUACCAAGCCCAGAACUUCACCUUGGUCUGCAUCGUCUCCGGCGGGAAGCCUGCCCCUGUGGUGUACUUCAAGAGAGACGGGGAGUUGAUAGAGGUGGUGCAGCUGGUGGAGCCCCCCGUCAACGCCGCCGGGCUGCGAGACGGCCGGGCCUCCCGGAACCUGCUGAACCGGGACCUGGACGACACCAAGAUGCAGAGGUCGCUCUCCCUCCUGGACGUGGAGGACCGGGGCGGGAGGCCCUACACGGAGGACCCCCUGAAAGGCCUCACCCUCGACCAGGGACUGUUGUUCAGCCCGGCCACCGAGGCCGUCCCAGAGACUGUGGUGAGCCUGGAGUUCCCGCGGUGGAUCCAGAACACGGAGCCCGUCUACUACGCCCACCACACCCACAUCCCCAUCAGCGACGGCACCGUGGAGGUGCGGGCCAUGCUGAUGUGGACGCUUAACCCCCAGAUAGACAAUGAGGCGCUCUUCAGUUGCGAGGUCAAGCACCCAGCCCUUUCCAUGCCCAUGCAGUCGGAGGUGACCCUAGUGGCUCCCAAAGGCCCUAAGAUCAUGAUGACCCCGACAAGAGCCCGAGUGGGAGACACGGUUCGGAUCCUGGUGCAAGGGUUCCAGAGCGAGGUCUUCCCCGAACCCAUGUUCACCUGGACCCGCGUCGGGAGCAGGCUCCUGGACGGGAGCGCCGAGCACGACGGGAAAGAGCUGGUCUUGGAGAGGGUGCCGGCUGAGCUCAACGGCUCCAUGUACCGCUGCACAGCACAGAACCCGCUGGGGUCCACAGACACCCACACCAGGCUCAUCGUAUUCGAAAACCCAAAUAUCCCAAGAGGGAUCGAAGACUCAAACGGUUCUGGGACCAUCCACAGCACCUUCAGACUGCUUCUGGCUCUCAUCUUAACAGUGACCCUGGAGCUAACGUGAAGGCUCCUCGGAGGUGCUGCUCUUCCUCGUUUCUUCCCUCGAACGGCUCCAGCAUCCAGCAGUUCACAUCUCCGUUGAUUGGUUUUCUAUUAUUUUUCUCUCUUUCCUUUCAUUCCCACCCGCCCCCCGCCCUUCUAAACUAUUUACAGUCUUGUUAUCUUUCUGUCUGUGUCUUGGCUUCGUCAUCCAAUUUAAUUAAAAACAACAACAAAACCAUC
Messenger RNA from Hemicordylus capensis (graceful crag lizard), 2366 nucleotides. It is a transcript of the gene IGSF21, whose product is annotated as immunoglobin superfamily member 21. Gene Ontology annotation, cellular component: adherens junction. The coding region runs from base 760 to 2148 and encodes 462 amino acids. The record is from RefSeq and is a predicted model, not a curated record. Gene Ontology annotation, biological process: heterophilic cell-cell adhesion; homophilic cell-cell adhesion. The transcript is spliced from 10 exons. NCBI's taxonomy places the organism in Eukaryota, Metazoa, Chordata, Lepidosauria, Squamata, Cordylidae.